AUGUCCAAUCAACCACUCCCAUUGAAGAUCACCAUCGUUGGCGCCGGCAUAGCCGGUCUCUCAUCAGCCAUUGCCCUCUCCGAUGUCAAUCCUAAUCAUCAAAUCACAAUUCUCGAGGCCAACCCGGCCCUCAGCGAAUUCGGUGCCGGACUGCAACUGUUUGCCAAUAGCACCCGCCUCUUACACAAAUGGGGUCUCUCCCCGUCCAUGGAAAAGGUCGCCUGCUCCGCUACCCACAUGUCUAUCCGUCGCUGGAAAGAUAACACUGAAUUGGUGCGCAACAUGAACAGUCCAACUAGUUUAUGGCUCUACGGCUGGCCUCAAUGGCAAGUCUAUCGCCCGGAUCUACAGCAAGCGCUCUUUGAGCGAGUACAGCAGCUGCCUAAUGUGUCUGUGCUCUUUAGCAAGUCAGUCAAGUUAAUAGACCACGAGACGGGGGCUGUGUAUACUGAUUCAGCCGGUGGGGAGGUGAUCAAAGCGGACCUUACGAUUGCCGCGGAUGGGAUCUGGUCUAAGGCCAGACGUUGCUUGCCCACGACGAAGGACGUGAUCCCUACUCCAUCUAUGGAGCAUGCCUAUCGUGCCAUGAUCCCACGGGAGCGAAUGCUCUCUCAUCCGCUAACUGCACCGCUUAUAUCCUCGCCCGAGGCUAAGUCGUGGGUGGGCCCUGGGGUGUUUAUCCUGGGUUACACCGUUUCAUCAGGCAAGUUCUACAACCUAGCGAUUAUAGUUCCACGGCCAAGUGAAGGAAUGCCCCUUGGAUCCUGGAACGAGCCCGCUGACGUGGAGCGGAUGCGGGCACUUACCUCCGACUGGUGCGAAGAAGCGCAAGUAUUGACUUCUCACGUGCGGGCUGAGGAGUGCGUUGCAUGGACCCUUGGGGAAAUCGGUCCUAUCCAAAGCUACAUUUGUCCAUCUGGACGGGUCGCGCUAGUUGGGGAUGCUGCACAUGCUCUACUUCCGCAUGCUGCACAAGGGGCUGGGAUGGCGAUGGAAGAUGCUGCGAGUCUGGCGGAAUUUGUAAGCUCUUUGUGGUCGAGGGAGGAUCUACCGAAGGAUCUGCCAAAGGUGCUAAGCGCGUGGAGUCGGUUCCGACAGGCUCGUGUGGAGCAUCUGCGUGGUAUGAGCCACGGGAAUGCCAGUGAUAUGACUUUGCCAGAUGGUGACGAGCAGAUUGCGCGUGAUGUGAAAUGGAAUGCGAUUCUUGAUAUGCAGCGGGCGCAGGCGGAGUUAGCUGAGUUUGGACUGGAAGAGGUUAGAGAGAAGGUUAUCAGAGAGAGACCAUUGCCGGAUCCGACUUCUAAAAGCACGGUGGACCCGGGUGGUAGAAUGUGGAUUAGUGGAUAUGAUAUUCGCGAGGAGAGUCAGAAGUUCUGUCGCGAACAUUUGGCAGUUGAACAAGCUAGAUUGUGA
Messenger RNA from Penicillium pulvis, 1413 nucleotides. RefSeq names its product FAD-dependent oxidoreductase. The coding region runs from base 1 to 1413 and encodes 470 amino acids. The record is from RefSeq and is a predicted model, not a curated record. Gene Ontology annotation, molecular function: FAD binding; monooxygenase activity. The transcript has a single exon. Lineage: Eukaryota; Fungi; Ascomycota; Eurotiomycetes; Eurotiales; Aspergillaceae. Gene Ontology annotation, biological process: secondary metabolite biosynthetic process.